UCGCUGGCCCCGAGUUUCUUCAGUACCCCACUAGUGGCUCUCCCGGUAACUUCUCUGCUGAGAGACUAGUUAGUUCUACUAUUGUAGCGUAGGAUCUAUCGUACUACAACAGUAGAACAUUUUCGAACUAGUGGUAGUGGUUUGAAGGCACGACGGCGGCCUUUACUGAUUAUUCGUGUGAUUGGGGUGAAAAUAUCGGCGCGCUGGAGGACAGUCGGUACGGAGCUGGCGUUUCGCCAUGCCCACAGACAAAUAUGGAGUCCCCACAGCUGUAUGACAGUGCAGACUACAACAAGAAGAGCAUCGUUAGUGCCGUCAAGGUCAAAAACGGCAACCUCUUGUACUCGAACGACGACUACAGCGACCUGGCAGAGCUGAGCGCGCCGGAAAUCUCGCUCGACCUACACAAUCUCAUCGACGACUCGCAGUUCAACGAAGGCCUUAUCCAGGACAUACAGGGAUUGAGCGUGGACAAGAACAGCGCCCCUCGAGGCCUCAGCGUCAACAGCAUGUACAACCCCCUAGCCUACCUACCCCAACCCGUCCACGGUGCUACCCAAUUCGACCGUCAAUACCCAGACCGGAGUCAAAUGGACAGGCGGGUGAUCAAAGAGGAACCACACGAAUCGCAACAGGAUCUCACGCCGCACGAAUACAGCGCCUGUGCCCGGGUAGGAGGUGCCAGUGGGUAUGGUGCCCAUUACACUGGUGUGCCUGCCUACUCCAAUAUGACCCCCACCACAGUGCCUGGCGCCGACGGACUCUGCAGAUCACCGCUCAAGUCCCCCAGCGGAGGCAAAAUGAUGCCAGGGUGUAAGAAGAACGUUGACAAGGGCAGUGACGAGUACAAGCGACGACGAGAGAGGAAUAACAUCGCUGUCAGGAAGAGUCGUGAGAAGGCGAAGGCCAGGAGCCGAGAAACAGAGGAACGAGUUAAGAAGCUGGUCAUGGAUAACGACAGACUGCAUAAAAAAUGCGAACUCCUGAGUAAGGAAGUAGCAGUGUUCCAUUCUAUGUUCGCCAACGUCCACUGCUUGCCCGAGCACGUCCAGAGAGAGCUCCGCAAACAGAUGGAAGCUUUCAGCCAACAGCAUCAGCAUCUUGUGAAUAUGUGAUGCUGGCAGGUCCACGCCCACGACCUUCCAUCUUGCGACAGCUCUGAUCCUGAGGGCGACUGCUCUCCUCGCUACACCAGUCUCUAGGGUGUAUGCGCAUGUGUGGACACCGUUUAAAAGCCGCAGCGCUGGCGUGGGCGGCAAACGGAAUAUCCCACAGGGGUGUGGACAUGCCCUUAGGGUGGAGCAGUAGCAUAAUUGGGAGAAACAUGGGAGUGGGAGUGACCACUAGUCACUAAUCCCGUCCGCUAUUGUUCGGUCAAGUCAGUUGGGUGAUCCCAAUCCUGUAAGAUCCAACUCUUCAGCGGAGCCGUUCGCCACGGCAGAUAUAUAUAUAUAUAUAUAUAUCAGGGGCAUGCUGCCUGUACGCUCUUUCUCGGCCCCGAAGCUGUCUCUCUCGGCCCGAAAAUGUAUAUAUUUAUCUACUAGUUAGAACCUAAGUUAUAUGGACAGAGAGACGGUGGACGGUUGAGAGGGGGGACAGGUAGGCCCCAAAACUUGUGAUAAAAUGGCCCGGGAAGCCUAAUCUUCAUUCAGACUGUCCCGUUGUAACUGUGUGAGAGACUGGAGUGUGGAUGACAGACUGAAAGGUUUGACUUAAAAAUAUAUUUUAACGAAUAAAAUCAAAUUUUUGUAUGUUUUAUUAAGUAUAAAUAAAUAAAAAAUGUUAAUAAAAGUAUAUGAUAUCAAUUACACCCGCACAUUUCUCAUAAUAAAACAAAGAAUAACAUACAAGCCAGGAGAUAUAUAUAUAUAUAUAUAUAUAUAUAUAUAUAUAUAUAUAUAUAUAUAUAUAUAUAUUUAGCAAAAAAAUAUAAUAUAUAUAGUUUGAGAAUAUCACUAUAGACAAAGACUAGUUCUUAAGAAUGGCUUAGUCUUCUGUACCUACAAAUUAUUUUCAAGUACAAAAUGUCAAAAUACAGAAUUGCGACCAGUUCAAACAAAAAAAAAAAAACAAUAUUGAAGACUGCCAAUAAUUUAGCUGGCUAGCAGUAGAGGUUGAUAUUUAAACUGAUAGACAAAUGAUGGAUAGACUACUGAUAGACUAUUGAUAGCUAGUUAGACUACUAACAGGGAAGUGAAGGCUGGUUGAACAUGAUACAGUUUUUACAAUUUAAUUUUGUAAAUUUACAUCGACAAGUGCUGUUAUAAAGGAAUUUUAUUGCUCACUUAAAACCUAUGUGUGUAAUAUAUAUAUAUAUAUAUAUAUAUAUAUAUAUAUAUAUAUAUAUAUAUAUAUAUAUAUAUAUAUAUAUAUAUAUAUAUAUAUAUAUAUAUAUAUAUCGUGUGCUCAGAAUAUUAAUAUCAAAUUGAGCUUAUAAAAAGCCUAGCACCAUUUAGGCUUGUAGGAUCAGUGCAGUUAUAUUCAGGCUUUCCACUGAAAAUGUGAAUUUAGACUUGACAAAAACAUUGGCGAUAGCACCGCACUGUCAAAGUGUACCAUUGAACACUACUGUCAAAAGUGUACCCUGAACACUGCUGUCAAAAGUGUACCCUGAACACUGCUGUCAAAAGUGUACCCUGAACACUGCUGUCAAAAGUGUACCCUGAACACUGCUGUCAAAAGUGUACCCUGAACACUGCUGUCAAAAGUGUACCCUGAACACUGCUGUCAAAAGUGUACCCUGAACACUGCUGUCAAAUGUGCCCCUGGAACACGGCCGUCAAACAUGUGAUAGUGUAUACGCGUAAUAGCACAUCAGAACACAGUAACUACGACAUUUCCUCAUACAUCAUCUGUGGCCAAACUGAUUUAACAAGAAAAAAAUAGUGAACGCUGUUAAAACUGCGCUGUUAACCCUGGAUUUGUAUACAUUUACAAGUACAUUUACAUUUACAAACAAGUGCCACUGUCAUAUAGGGUGAAGGGUGACAUAAACAGUGCCACUCAGCUGAUUUCUAGAGUGCUAACUAGCGUCAGUAUAACUAAACUGAAGUCAUUGUAACGUAACUGAAGUCAGUGUAACGUAACUCGCUCACCAAUGGUAAUUUUUUUUUCUAGUUUUGCAUAAUUUAUCAGUUGGUUUUUAGUGUAUUGGUGAGCGAGGAUUGACUGGGCCAGUUUCUCAGUCUGCAUCUGAUUCUUCGUUUAUCAACUUCACUGAAAUGAAAUUGUAUCGAUUUUUUUUAUGGUGCUUCAGUUGGCUUAAUCACUUUGGAUGGUUUUUUUAUUAUUAUUUGACGAAAACAUUUGUGCUUUGGAUGUUCUGUUGUGCAUAGUUCUGUUGUCUGUUAACGUACCCAUUCGUAGUGUACAGGCCAUCCUGUUGUUGUUAAAGAUUCGCUACCUAGAACAAAGUUCCAAGUAGCACGGGCUAUGGUGAGCCCGUAGUGGACUUAAGGUGCGUGGCAGCCACCUCUGGUAUUCACUUGUCAGUGUUAUAAGCCUUUUUCGUGAACUAUAAGACUUUAUUACUAUUGAUACUGUAUGAGAUUAUUUGUUCAGUCUCUGAUAUGUGUGUGUGUAUCCCCUGGGCAGUCCAGGAACGGUGGUUCAAACCCACACCAUAACCCCAAUAUUUUUUUUUAAAUCAUAGAUCAUGUUCUCGUGAUUUCAUUGCCUUUAGUACUGUAAUUUAAGUCUUCAUCUAGUUCCCUGAAUUUUGUAUUUAUACUGUGGAAAUUAAUGGUACAUCUGUAACAUAUUCUCGUCAAUCUCAAAUACAGGAGGAGGCUGCAGGGUCUGUUUUAAAACCCAGCAGGAUUCUCUGAUCUCCCACGAGACCUGUAUUGUGCUGUAUUUAUGUAAUGGUGUGCAUCAGUGGAGCUCAGAUUGUCUUGAAGACUGCAGCUAAUGUGUAUCAUUCUUAAAGAUCCUGUCCAUUCCAUAUCAGUGUAAUUAUUCCAUAUUCAAAUGUUUUGUAAAUAUGACAAAAAAUUAUGUUUAUGUAUGUUUUUCAUUGCUGUAUGUUAAAAGAUAGUUAUGGUGUGUCGAGACAGAUAUUUUUAAGUAUGGAACAAGACAGUUGUUUACACUAUGUAGAACCCUCACGGCUAGUUCUGAUGAGGAGGUAUAGAUAGGCCUAUAGUCCCAUCAUUCCAGCAGUCCUGAGCCUACUAGCUAGCUGCCCCCUCUUCCUCAAAGCUAGCUAGUUGCAAUUCAGGACUGUUAUGUUAGUUCUACAAAAACUAUUCUGUGAAAAUCUCUCUCUCUAACUUGAAAUUUAAUUGACAGUUUCCAGCUAAUUUAUGUAAAUCCCACCACCUUAAAUAUAAAUUAUUUUACAAACUG
Procambarus clarkii (red swamp crayfish) is the source of this 4347-nucleotide messenger RNA. RefSeq names its product CCAAT/enhancer-binding protein. Gene Ontology annotation, molecular function: DNA-binding transcription factor activity, RNA polymerase II-specific; RNA polymerase II cis-regulatory region sequence-specific DNA binding. The record is from RefSeq and is a predicted model, not a curated record. Lineage: Eukaryota; Metazoa; Arthropoda; Malacostraca; Decapoda; Cambaridae. Gene Ontology annotation, biological process: DNA-templated transcription; regulation of transcription by RNA polymerase II.